AUGAAAACAGACAUACGCGCAUACUUUGCGCCUAGCCGCGCACGCUCGUCUCCCACAGCGAAUCUCACCAACAGUGACAACGUUGCUAGCAAGGCGAACAAUAACAGAAUGUCCAAGAAGCGCUCAAGUGCCCAGGCGCAACUGCCGCCCGGACCAAUCGGAGUUUUUACUCACGUUGCUAUCCCUGUUCGAGCCAAAAGAGUCAAGCCCAGCGUCGCAUUCCACGUCGAACAUGCGACCACCUCUUUGCCAACCCCACAAGGUUCCUCGGAUGAGGCAAAACGUCCUCCGUUACGCCGUGCUAGAAACGGACGGGUGUCAUAUGCCGAACUGGCUCCCCCACCUGACGAGAGCGACGCCGGUGACGCUAUUGACGAUGACGAGGAGUCCGACUAUGCAGAGCCCGAGGCCCCGGCUUCACCUCCAUCUGAAGAGUUUGAUUCGGAUUCAGAACCGACCGCGAGUGCCGAGUCCGACACCAGUGCAGAUGAGCGCGGCGCCGAAGUCAUGGACCUGGAUGACGAGCCCGAAAUUUCCGUGCAGAACGCGCCUCCUAAGCCUCAAAGAGCCAAGAGGAAGGAUGCCGCCAGCAAAAGGCCGGCUAGGCCGCGCAGCAUCGACGCGAGUCUUCCGCCAUUGUCAAGCAUCGAAGAGAUCUUCAAGGACAUCACGGAGCGCGCGAUGAGCAAGGGUCUCCGCAAGACGUUAAAGGCACUCAACCGUCACGAACUUCGAAUUGCUACCAUGUGUUCCGGAACAGAAAGCCCGGUCCUAGCCCUUCAGCUCGUGUCCGAUGCCCUGCAGAAAAACGGCAACGCGUUGGGCCUCAGACACGUCUUUAGCGCGGAGAUUGUACCAAAAAAGCAGGCCUACAUCGAACGGAACUUUCACCCGCCAAUUAUAUUCAGGGACAUCCGGGAGCUUACGAAAGAGGAUGCAUUCGAGGCGGGGGCGACAAACGUGUACGGCGCAAAAGUGGCGAUUCCGGGAGACGUCGACCUCCUCGUAGCCGGUUUCUCUUGCGUCGAUUUCUCUGCUCUCAAUAAUAAGGGAAAGACAUUAAACGAAAAGGGAGAGUCUCGGGAUACUCUCGAGGCGAUCUUGAGCUACGCCGAAAAGUGGAAGCCCAAGAUCAUCGUCUUGGAAAACGUCUACGGAGCACCUUGGCCAAAGUGCGUCAAGCGUGCGGAGAAGGUUGGUUACGCGGCGGAUUUCGUGCGCGUGGAUACGAAGGACUACUAUCUGCCGCACACCCGUACGCGUGGAUACAUGGUGUGCAUCCACAAAGAGCAGUUCCCUGGGCCUGGGAGUGCGCGCACGGCUGUGAGCCAAUGGAAGGACCUAAUGCAAGAUUUCAAACGUCGCGCGAGCGCCCCGGCGUCCGAUUUCCUCCUACCUGCUGACGACCACCGAGUACACCAAUUCAACUCCCAGCUCACUACCCAGUACAGACAAGACGCAAAAGACAGGACGGUCAAUUGGGAUGCCUGCCGCAUUCGACACCAAAAGUGGAUCGACGGGGGCACAUGCGUCACUUUUGAGAAUGCACACAAGAUGUGGUUUCAGAAGCAGGUCGAAAGGGUGUGGGACUCGAUCGAGAUUCGUUUUCUCCGCGCCGCAAAGGACAACGGUAGCAGCGCGCCCGGAUACGAUCCCGCGUUCAAAACCUCGAUAAUGGAGUUGAGCCAGAACGUGGACAGGUUCGCCCAGGAGAUGCCGUUCGGCAUAUGCUCCUGCAUCACCCCCUCUGGUAUAUUCUAUCUCACCGAUCGCGGUGGUCCUCUGACACCCUACGAAACGCUGGCUCUCCAGGGGCUUCCUUUGGACAAGAUAUCCUUUACCAUCGAGACUAUGCGUGAGCUACAGGACCUUGCGGGCAACGCUAUGAGUUCGACCGUCGUCGGCAUUGCACAGAUAGCGGCCCUUAUCGUGGCAUCCCCAAUGCUCAAGCAAGCCAGUCCGCCGGCGACAUCCGAACCGGCGACAUCUUCCCAAAUCGAUUCGUCCAUGCGAGGAAAGGGAGAUCUACGACCGGUAGAGCACAAAGACCUCAAUCCCUCGGAAUUCUCCGUCGGUCGGCUCUGCGAGGACGCAUCGAAUAGCAUCCGACUCUGCCGUUGCGAGGGUCGAUUUGGGAGCACGGACCAAGAAGUACUCGUGUGCAAGAAGUGUGAGCAUACCGUAUGCCUAGACGAGGGUCUCUGCGAUAAGUAUUUUGACAUGGUGUCCGAGGCUCUUGACGAGCAAUUCGAGUUUCAACAUUUCCAGCGAACCUCGAAAUGGGCUGUCCAUUACGAGUCGCCCCGGGCCAUCUUGAAGCUUGAAAUUGGCCGCGAAGCAGUAUGGCUUCUGUUCGUCAAGGCUCCCGCCCAUUUGGCUGGAGACGAUCCGCUCAGAGAUCUCCUAAGGUCGCCCGUCGCUCGUGCCAAGCUACCGAUUGAUCUGGACACGAAUGGCCACGACGAUUGUUGGGCGGAUCAUUGGGAAUGUGAGGAAUUCAAUCGAUCCUGGAGGGCUGUGUAUGGGCUUGUCGAGUACCAGAAAGAGACGGUGCCACAGCAGCUCAAGGUGUCAAUUUCUGCAGACGAUGCAAAGCUUUUACCCCAGGAUAUUUCUGGGACUUACGAGCACCUGCCGGAUUCCGCCCCCUUGUACCUUUUCCUAGAUCCUUCGCCGAUUGGUCCUGUGGAUCAGGACUCCAUUGUAUUUUCUAACGGACACGAACGUCUGGAGAGCAACGAGCAAAGAGAAGUGGUCACCCGUCUGAAGCCUUCGUUCCGGCCCUGGAACCGGAAAUCAUUCGAGACCGAGGGCAGUCUUGCUGGGCUCUGGGUACAGGAGGACGCGUCAAAGCUUCACGCGUCACGCGACAUUCUCGUCGUCAAAGGCCCGAACAGCAGUCGUGAUUGGGGCACGAAAGUGUCUCAAGAAUGCUCGCAAAGUCUCGCGGUUCUGAGUUUGAAGUUCCAAGUUGAGGAGAAUAACGAAUUAAGGGAGCGCCGUUUCGAUGAGCGCAAUGGAGCAGCGUUCAUCAAGAGUUUUUCGUGGGUUCUCGCGACCAACGCGCACCUUCCCAGCCUGAAAGAGUGGCGAAGGCUCGACAUUGGUGAUAUCGUCGGACUUUGCGAUACGUGUGGUCCCGUGCUACCGUCAGUCCGGUGGGCCCUGUCAGACUCCGGGCGAGGGAAGACCAAGAGUACCUUUGUCGCUCAGGAGGACCCCGAAGAAGCCGCUCGGGCACUCGCUCAUCUCCAUCCCCGUCGAGGGAACCCAGUCCUCGCGUGGAAGCUGACCACCGAGUACGUGCCUCCGGCGGCGCCGGACCUUCGGCCUUUUCGACUGUUGAGCAACAUCCUCGAUCGUGAACACGACCAACCGAGGAACUUCCGCCUCGACCUUCGGCCCGCUCAGCGGAGGUCCCUUUCCUGGAUGAGACAGCAGGAAAAUGGCAAGCAUUUUGCUGUGCAGGAAAUCGCGGAAGAAGUCAUUGAGCCAAUGCGUUGGAGAAUGGAAGCCAAGGCUGAGAUCGACAUGACAGUCAAGGGUGGUGUCGUCGCCGAUCAAGUGUCGUAUGGCAAGACCAUCACAUCCCUGGCGCUCGUUCACGCGGGGUUUUGCGAAUCUCAAGACGUUCCCAGCGGCGACGAGGGAUUGAUCCCUUUGAAAGCAACGCUGAUUCUUGUCCCGAACAACUUGCCCAAUCAAUGGAUGCAAGAGGCGUUGAAAUGUCUGCCGAGCGAAGACUACGCUUCUGGGGAAAUCCUGAAGAUCAGGAACGCUAACGAGCUCAAGAAUUUGCGUAUUCAAGACUUCAGACGCGCGAAGAUCAUCAUCGCCUCGUUCUCUCUGCUUGGCAAGGAUUUUUACGCUCAGCAGCUCGCCAACGUCUCGGCCGUUCCAGAGACACCCAUGUCGGAGGGGCGUCAAUACGAUGCGUGGUUAAAGUACUGCCUCAAACGGAUCCCGGACGCGAAUGACCAGCUGAGACGCCUUGGUGUUUCCUCGUUCAAGCGGUACCUCAAAGACGAACUUGAAAAGACGAAGUCCCUUAAAGACUUCACCGGAAUCAUGCCCUCGAAGCCGCCGGCGGCUGUCAAUGCCUUCAACCGCAUAAUCAUAGACGAGUUCCACUACCUCCGCGAUAGAGAUUACACUGCUCUGGUCACCCUGUCAGCGGAGAAAAGGUGGAUCCUUUCUGGAACGCCGCCGCUUGGAGACUUUGCAGAUAACUCCGCCGACAUCGGUGAUGUCAAGUGCUACGAGAGUCUGCAGUCUGUCCCGUUGGCGCUCGACCAUCGCGCAGAUUACGAAGAGCUGUCCUCGUACCUCAAGGGACGGAACAUGACCAUGACUGGCCUCUCGGGCGCGGAGAUAGCGCUUGUCAAUUGCUGUAGUCGCGGAACGGAGUUGAACGAGCAGACGAAAAGGCUGUGGGACUACAUCCUCGAAGCAGCCACUCUCGCCAAACGUAGCGGGGAUCCGAACUCAGAAUGGAAGGGGUGGACAGAGAGAUACCGAGGGGAAUUGAGCACAACUGCAGACCCAAAGUCUCACGCCGAAAUCAGAAAGAUGAUCCUAAAAGCUGAGAAACAAUGCGCCGGGGUUGUCAACACGCAAUCUGCGAAUGCUGCAGCCAACUUGCAGAAGCUCGUGCGAACCAAGGUUAAAUCAGCACUCUUGGAGGGGAAGGACUUGAAGUGCGAAUGCGGCGACGCUCCUCACACGGCACCUGCCUUGUUCACCUCAAUCAUCGUCGGGUGUGGUCAUGUUGUUUGUCACGAUUGCCUGGACGAUGGUAUGGCCAAAGAGAGAUGUGGCGUCGUCGGGUGCGAGAUGGAGAUUCGAGAGCACGGAGUUCUCGACGCAGAGACUUUGCGGAGCGUGAUCAAGUUGCUGAAGUCGAUCCCCGACGAGGAACAGGCUAUCAUCUUCGUGCAAUCCUACAGCAUGAUGUCAAAGGUCGAUGAAGCACUUUCGGCCCGAGAAAUUGAAGCUUUCGUGAAGAACUCGCGGUACACGGACAGCGAUAAGACGAAGCUGAAUAGUGAGUUUGGCAAGGUCCUGAUUCUUAACUUGGGAGACGAAUCGGCCUCUGGAAUGAACCUCGUCAACGCGAAUCACGUAAUCUUCCUCUCGCCGCUCCUCACCAGUACGAGUCAAAAAUACCACGCGGCCAUGAUCCAGUCGAUCGGACGGGCGAGGCGAUAUGGACAGCAGAGACCAGUUCACGUGUACCGGUUCAUUGCACCGCACACGAUUGACGUGGAUAUUCUGGAACAGCGGGAGCAGAGAAGCGAAGCGUUGGGCUCUCAGCCUCAAGAAAUGAGGAUGCCGGGCGACACGGCGCAUGAACACGUGCAGGUGAUUGAAGAUGCCAAAAGAGGCAUGAUGGUGGUGCCAAGGUCAUGGAUCGAAGACAUAGGUCAGGCACACAGCCACGGGAUUCUCACAAAGGUUUCCAGCGCCGAAGAAGUCGAGCGGUUCAAUUCGCUCUCGAGAUUCUCUGACGCAUUCGCUGAAGAAGCCUAA
Molecule: messenger RNA, 5529 nt
Organism: Lasiodiplodia theobromae
Lineage: Eukaryota; Fungi; Ascomycota; Dothideomycetes; Botryosphaeriales; Botryosphaeriaceae
Product: Snf2 family helicase
Exons: 17
Coding region: 1-5529 (1842 amino acids)
Molecular function (GO): ATP binding; methyltransferase activity; ATP-dependent chromatin remodeler activity
Source: RefSeq, a predicted model, not a curated record